Gastrolobium bilobum is the source of this 1596-nucleotide messenger RNA. RefSeq names its product magnesium-chelatase subunit ChlI, chloroplastic. The coding region runs from base 57 to 1352 and encodes 431 amino acids. Gene Ontology annotation, biological process: chlorophyll biosynthetic process. The record is from RefSeq and is a predicted model, not a curated record. Gene Ontology annotation, molecular function: ATP hydrolysis activity; magnesium chelatase activity; ATP binding. Gene Ontology annotation, cellular component: chloroplast stroma. NCBI's taxonomy places the organism in Eukaryota, Viridiplantae, Streptophyta, Magnoliopsida, Fabales, Fabaceae. The transcript has 3 exons.
CAGGAAGGCCAAUAGGAAGCAUGCCAGCUGCUGUGAACUGUGAAUAAAGAAACAAAAUGCUGCAUAGCAUACACUACAUCUCUUCUCCGAUAAUGGCAUCCACUCUGGGAUCUUCUUCAAUUGCCGUUCUUCCUUCACGUUACCUCUAUUCCCCUUCAUCCAAACCUUCCAUUCACACUCUUUCUCUAACCUCAGGGCAGAGCUGUGGGAGGAAGUUUUAUGGUGGAAUUGGAAUUCAUGGAAUAAAGGGAAGGUCUCACUUCUCAGUUGCCAGUGUUGCCACUGAAGUAAACUCUGUAGAACAGAAUAUUGCUUCUAAAGGAAGCCAGAGGCCAGUAUACCCUUUUCCUGCUAUAGUUGGACAGGAUGAGAUGAAGCUUUGCCUUCUCCUUAAUGUUAUUGAUCCUAAGAUUGGAGGUGUAAUGAUCAUGGGGGAUAGGGGAACAGGGAAAUCUACAACAGUUAGGUCAUUGGUUGAUUUACUUCCUGAAAUCAAGGUUGUUGCUGGUGACCCAUAUAACUCAGACCCGGAAGAUCCAGAAUACAUGGGUGUUGAAGUGAGAGAGCGUGUGGUAAAAGGGGAGCAACUUGAGGUUGUCUUGAGCAAAAUUAACAUGGUUGAUUUGCCAUUGGGAGCUACAGAAGAUAGAGUAUGUGGGACAAUUGACAUUGAAAAAGCUCUGACUGAGGGUGUCAAGGCAUUUGAGCCUGGGCUGCUGGCUAAAGCUAAUAGGGGAAUCCUCUAUGUUGAUGAAGUUAAUCUUUUGGAUGAUCACUUGGUAGAUGUCUUGUUGGAUUCUGCUGCAUCAGGUUGGAACACAGUGGAAAGAGAGGGUAUCUCUAUCUCACAUCCUGCUCGGUUUAUCCUAAUUGGCUCAGGCAACCCUGAAGAAGGGGAGCUCAGGCCACAGCUGCUGGAUAGGUUUGGAAUGCAUGCUCAAGUGGGGACUGUUAGAGAUGCUGAGCUCAGAGUGAAGAUUGUGGAGGAGAGAGCUCGGUUUGACCAAAACCCGAAGGAAUUCCGAGAUUCUUACAAAGGUGAGCAGGAGAAGCUCCAGGAACAAAUUUCCUCAGCAAGGAGUUGUCUUUCUUCUGUUCAAAUUGAUCAAGAUCUCAAGGUGAAAAUCUCCAAGGUUUGUUCAGAGUUGAAUGUGGAUGGAUUAAGAGGAGACAUUGUAACAAACAGAGCUGCGAAAGCUCUGGCUGCUCUUAAGGGAAGAGACAAAGUAAGUGCAGAGGAUAUUGCUACUGUCAUCCCAAACUGCUUGAGACACCGUCUUCGAAAGGAUCCCUUGGAAUCAAUAGACUCAGGUUUACUUGUCACUGAGAAAUUUUAUGAGGUAUUCAGCUGAGGGUGAAUGAUAUAGCACGGUUUGUCUGCUGUGGUAUUUGCUGAGCGUAUUACUACUUCGUUAUUUACAGUUUAACCUUUGGGGAUUUUAUUGUCCUUAAAACAUUAGUAAGAUUCAUAAAUUCCUUUUACACAUGGGAAAUUCCAAGCCUUUUAGGUGCAAGAGUCUUUCUCUAUUUUCUUCUGUAUUUGCAGCCUACUAGAGGUACUUCUGGUAAGUUUAUGUGCCGUACGGAUGAGGAUUU